AUGCCUUCAAAGAAAAUCAUUAAGAAGAGAGUUGCUCCUCCGCCACCAUUGGCUAAGAAAUCGGAGGCACCGAAAAAAGAACAAAAUCCUCUAUUCGAGAAGCGACCACGCAAUUUUUCAAUAGGACAAGACAUUCAACCAAAACGAGAUCUGACUAGAUUUGUGCGAUGGCCCAAGUAUGUUCGUUUGCAACGUCAAAAGGCUGUUUUGAUGAAACGUUUAAAAAUUCCACCACCAAUUAAUCAAUUUCGUACAACGCUUGACAAACAGACAGCGACGCAACUAUUCCGUUUGCUGGACAAAUAUCGUCCAGAAACAAAGCAUCAGAAGAAGGAACGAUUAAAGGCGCGUGCGGAAGCUCGGGUAGCAGGCAAAACUGAAGAAGUAACAAAGCGUCCACCGGUGGUUCGUUCAGGUGUAAACCAUGUCACGAAACUUGUAGAACAAAAAAAGGCACAACUGGUUGCUAUUGCGCAUGAUGUUGAACCUAUUGAAAUUGUUCUUUUCCUUCCGGCACUUUGUCGUAAAUUUAAAGUGCCAUACUGCAUUGUUAAGGGAAAGGCACGUCUUGGUCAAGUUGUUCAUCGAAAGACUACCUCUUGCAUUGCUAUAGUUGAUACGAAUCCUGAGGACAAGAUGGCUUUGUCGAAAUUGAAGGAUACAGUAAUAACGAAUUAUAAUGAACGUGCCGAUGAAAUCCGGAAACAUUGGGGAGGUGGCAUUAUGUCAGCUCGUUCACAGGCAAAGAAGGCACGAAUUGAAAAAGCAAGAGCAAAGGAACUCGCACAAAAAGCCUAA
Molecule: messenger RNA, 798 nt
Organism: Acanthocheilonema viteae
Lineage: Eukaryota; Metazoa; Nematoda; Chromadorea; Rhabditida; Onchocercidae
Source: the annotation of a GenBank genome assembly